Arabis nemorensis is the source of this 1596-nucleotide messenger RNA. The record is from the annotation of a GenBank genome assembly. Lineage: Eukaryota; Viridiplantae; Streptophyta; Magnoliopsida; Brassicales; Brassicaceae.
AUGAAGAGAGAUCAUCAUCAUCUUGGUAAGACGAUGAAGGAAGAAGAAGACGACUGUAACGGCAUGGACGAGCUUUUAGCUGUUCUUGGUUACAAGGUUAAGUCAUCGGAAAUGGCGGAGGUUGCUCAGAGACUCGAACAGCUUGACGUGAUGAUGUCAAACGUCGGAGAAGACGAUCUUUCUCAUCUCUCCACGGACUCUGUACACUACAAUCCGACGGAUCUUUACACGUGGCUCAAUUCCAUGCUUUCCGACCUCAAUCCUAACUCCGCCGACUCCGAUCUCAAAUCUAUUCCCGGUGACGCGGUUCUCAAUCAGUUCUCUAUCGAUUCGUCUUUUUCUUCGUCGAACACCAACAACAAGAGGUUAAAGACCUCGAGCUCUGAUUCCAUGGCUGUUUCGACACCUACUAGCGUCGUGACGACGGCCACUGAGUCAACUCGGGCUUUAGUCCUGGUCGACUCGCAGGAGAACGGUGUGCGUCUCGUCCACACGCUUCUCGCUUGCGCUGAAGCCGUACAGAAAGAGAAUCUGACUCUAGCGGAAGCUCUUGUGAAGCAAAUCGGAUUCUUAGCUGUAUCUCAGAUCGGAGCGAUGAAGAAAGUAGCUACUUAUUUCGCAGAAGCUUUAGCACGGCGGAUCUACCGUCUCCGACCGUCGAGGAGCUUGAUCGACCACUCACUCUCCGACACACUCCAGAUGCACUUCUACGAGACCUGUCCUUACCUCAAAUUCGCUCAUUUCACGGCGAAUCAAGCAAUCUACGAAGCGUUCCAAGGUAAGAAAAGGGUUCAUGUCAUUGAUUUCUCCAUGAGCCAAGGUCUUCAAUGGCCUGCGCUUAUGCAAGCACUCGCGCUUCGUCCUGGUGGUCCUCCGAUUUUCCGGUUAACCGGAAUUGGUCCUCCGGCACCGGAUAAUUUCGAUUACCUUCAUGAAGUUGGUUGUAAAUUAGCUCAUCUAGCGGAAGCCAUUAACGUUGAGUUCGAGUAUAGAGGAUUUGUGGCCAACACUUUAGCUGAUCUUGACGCGUCGAUGCUUGAGCUUAGAUCGAGUGAGAUCGAAUCUGUUGCGGUUAACUCUGUUUUCGAGCUGCAUAAGCUUUUGGGACGACCCGGUGCGAUCGAGAAAGUUCUUGGAGUGGUGAAUCAGAUUAAACCGGAGAUUUUCACUGUGGUUGAGCAAGAAUCGAACCAUAAUAGUCCGGUUUUCUUAGACCGGUUUACCGAGUCUCUGCAUUAUUACUCGACGUUGUUUGACUCGUUGGAAGGUGCACCGAGUAGCCAAGACAAGGUUAUGUCGGAGGUUUACUUGGGUAAACAGAUCUGCAACGUUGUGGCUUGUGAUGGACCUGACAGAGUUGAGCGUCACGAAACGUUGAGUCAAUGGAGGAACCGGUUCGGUUCGGCUGGGUUUUCAGCGGCUCAUAUCGGUUCGAAGGCGUUCAAGGACGCGAGUAUGCUCUUGGCUCUGUUCAACGGCGGAGAAGGUUAUCGUGUGGAGGAGAGUGACGGUUGUCUCAUGUUGGGUUGGCACACUCGACCGCUCGUAGCCACUUCGGCUUGGAAACUCUCCACCAAUCAGAAUAUGUCCCACUGA